Macrosiphum euphorbiae (potato aphid) is the source of this 1371-nucleotide messenger RNA. The record is from the annotation of a GenBank genome assembly. NCBI's taxonomy places the organism in Eukaryota, Metazoa, Arthropoda, Insecta, Hemiptera, Aphididae.
AUGUGGUUAGCAAUACCAAUUGUUCAUGCACUUUUGAUUGACCGGCAGGCAGAAUCAUACUGUCGAGUUCUGCAGUAUUUUAGGAAUGAUUUGCAACUGAAUUUGAACUAUGACCAGCUUCAAAUUAUCACAGAUUUUGAGCAAGGAUUAAGAAAUGCCAUUGCCCGAGUACUUCCUGAAGCCAACAAUACUGGAUGUUGGUUUCAUUUUGUUCAAUGUAUUAUUCGUUACGUGAGGACACACAACCUGGCUAGAAUUCUUAGAGCUAAUGAAAAUGCAAGAAGAAUCUUACGCAUGCUCAUGGCAUUACCUCAUUUGCCGGCCAAUGAAAUUAGAUUCGACCGUGGUCUCUUUUCAAUUCAAUUAGGGUUUCAUGUUGUACACGAAUUGGUGAGAGAUUACAACCUUGGAGAGGAGCUGCAUGAUUUGAUGCAAUAUUUUCAAAGGUAUUGGAUGGACACUGUAGGUCCACUAAGAUUUACAGUGUAUCGACUCCAAUACAGAACUAAUAAUUUCAUUGAGUCGUACCACGUUUCUCUUCUGAGACUAAUGGGCCAACAUCCAUCUCUGUAUCAAUUUUAUGAACACUUGAGAACAGUUGAAGAGCGUUCAAGGAACGAUUUGGCCAGUGCAGUAAAUGGACAACAAGUUAGACGAAGGACUUAUAGAAUGUAUCCGAGAAAUAAUGCAAUUAUAAGCAAUGGAUGGGCAAAUGUUGAAAAUGGAACUUACAAUCUGCAAGAUUUCUUAAGAAAUGUUUCAUAUACCAGUGAACAAAUCUUAAGAAACGAGAUUGGUGAACCGGAUUUUCAACCCAUACUUGCUAUUCAAGGGUUAAAUGCUAUACCUCCAGGACAAUUACCACAGAGGCCCCCUCAACUGUUAUUGAGACCGAUGCCAGCACCACCAUUAAUACGACCGGCCGUACAACCACCAAUAGCUGAAGUGGUACCGGUGGCUAUACAACCAGCAGAGGCGGUACAACUACCGAUGGUUGAAGUACCUGCAAUAGCUGUACAAAAUGUUAGAAACCAGAGGGGUGUGCGUAGAAGAGGAAAUCGUGGUAAUCGUGUACAAGGCAACGGUAGAGGACGUUUGAACGCGAGAGUGGGAUGGGCAGAAUUUUUUGCAAAUGUUGAAGACGAACUAGAACCACGACUUCCCCCACCUGUGCGGAAUCAACAUCCGAUUCCUGCCAAUGAAAUGAUUUUAGAAGUAUGCAUUAUUUGUUAUGAAGAAGUGGUAACAGUCACUAUAGUGCCAUGUCGCCACACAUUUUGCAAUACUUGCAUUACACGUUUGAUACAGAAUGGGUUUAAUACAUGUCCAUUAUGUAGAGGCAAUAUUGAAGUGUACGAGGGAUAUGUAUGA